CCUUUUUCUAACAUGAUGAUCUAUUGGCUGAUGUCCUGGAUGCAUACCAGUAGUAAUAUGGUAUCUGAAACCAAAGUCUCGCACCUCGUCAGAGAUAUAAUGAUGGCAUAUGAUUUUAACCCCAAGGACCUUGAGGACUUUUUGAUAAGGCAAAGCUUGCGGGAGUUGGAUACGGACAACAAGGGGAGAAGAGUUACUUUUCUGGAUGACUGGAUCGAGACCAGCAUCACUAUUAGCAUUCCAACAAAGUCAAAGGAGGAAGACCCUCAGCCAUAUACUACUCCCAGAUUCCACUAUUGCCCUCUGCUCGAGGUCAUACGUGCGGCAUUUGCAGAUGUCCAAGCCAGGGCAUUUCAUCUGUCACCUUUCCAAUGGUUGUGGAAAGACCCUCUGGAUGGCCACAAAGAGUGGAUUUUUGAUGAGCUUUACACUUCUGAUGCCUGGCUGGAGGCUCAAGACCACCUGCAGAAGUUGCCAAAGGAGCCUGGGUGUUCAUUGGAAUGCGUCAUCGCAGGUUUGAUGUUAAUUUCCGACACAACCCAUUUGGCAAACUUUUUAGAAGAACUGAGAGUUCAAAGUCAAUGCACUUAA
Suillus bovinus is the source of this 591-nucleotide messenger RNA. RefSeq lists its product as uncharacterized. The transcript has a single exon. Lineage: Eukaryota; Fungi; Basidiomycota; Agaricomycetes; Boletales; Suillaceae. The annotation marks the transcript as partial. The record is from RefSeq and is a predicted model, not a curated record.